This is a messenger RNA of Morchella importuna, 333 nucleotides long. RefSeq lists its product as uncharacterized. The transcript is spliced from 2 exons. The coding region runs from base 1 to 333 and encodes 110 amino acids. Lineage: Eukaryota; Fungi; Ascomycota; Pezizomycetes; Pezizales; Morchellaceae. The record is from RefSeq and is a predicted model, not a curated record.
AUGACCACCAACACCACCCUCCCCGACGACGUCGCCUCCACCCGCGACACCCGCAAAGCAAAGGUAGCAGACCACACACAUGGCAUCGAUCAUUCAAUCGACCAAAUUGCCUCUGUUAUUACGGGCGCUACACUCCACCUGGAAACGAUCAAUAAGAACCUCGCGGGCCUCGGCUAUGACCCCAUUUCUGAUAAGCAGAUCAGGUUGUACAAAGACUUCAAGUUUCAGCAAAUGAGGCUUUAUCAUGAAUUGAAGGGCGAGAUUCUCAAAGAGGAGAUGGAGCUAGUGAGAGAAGAGAAGGCGCAGGAUGAGGCGGCGGGAAUUACCCAGUAG